Cajanus cajan (pigeon pea) is the source of this 2853-nucleotide messenger RNA. NCBI's taxonomy places the organism in Eukaryota, Viridiplantae, Streptophyta, Magnoliopsida, Fabales, Fabaceae. The record is from RefSeq and is a predicted model, not a curated record.
ACGUAACGAGUUUCUAUCUGUGUGUCUGUCUGGCUUGUGUUCCUCUUCUUCCCUUCGCCUCUUCUUUCGUCAAUAUUUCGGUAUUUCCUUGUCUUUUUCUUCGUCUUCCUCUUCGUUAGUUUUCAACUCUCAGGGUUUUCAGUGAUUCUCAGAUCUGGAAACUUCUAUUGCUUCAAUCUAGAUUUUUCGUCGUUGCGGAGCAACUCUAUAUAUCUUUGGCCUUCUCUUAUAUAUUUGGAUAGUUGGUUUCUGCUGGAAAUUUUGCAAAGAAAUUUAUACACUGAAAGGCUUUAUGACUAUGGAGUUCUAUUCAAACAAAAUGAGAAUGGAUCCUACCACUAUUAGAUUGGCAAAGGGUUAAUGAAGCUUAAUGAUUUAUUCACUGGGAGCACGAGAAGCUCCAGAGAACUCUUCACAUCAGUGUUGAGAAGUCUUAUCAAAGGUUUCUUUCCAAGAGAUGUUAUAAGAUAUAUUUGGUAAAAUUAAAUUCAUUGAAAGAUUUGCAAAACUUUGCUUGGGAUAUAGUGAAAAUGGACAGAUCAGAUACAUCGGGCUUUGUAAGUGGUGGAGGCUGUAUAUUGUUAUUUGCUUUUCUAGCCUUAAAGUUCUGGUAGGUAUGCGAGUAUUAUAGUAGUAUGUGGUGAACUGUUCUGCUGCUUCAACCUUCUGUAGCUGUAGUGCACAAUAUCUGGAUAAUGGAUUUGAACAUGAAAGCUGUACUGUCUCCUCGUGAUGCUGAACUUAGGAAAUAUGACAACUUUGGUGAUACUACAUUAUGCUUGAAUGGCAUUGGGUUUGGAGAAACAAAUAAGACUAGUGAUGGAUGUACCGAGAGCAAUCUUGGGAUGAAGUUUUCCAAUGCUUCUGAUGAUGGCUGCAGAUUGGUUCUGGGAUUGGGCCCUACCCCAAUGGCAUAUGGUGAUGACUACAACAAUUUGGGGUUUAAUGUGAAGAAAAAGUCAGCCAAUCUUUUUUCUCAGCACAUGCCAUCUGAAUGCGAAUCAAUCCUUCAACUUGGCCUUUCGGGUGUAACAAAUGAGGCGUCAAGUGUGCUCGACUGCUCAGGUUCAACUGAGACUGAUGUGAAUCUGUCAUGUUUCUCAAGCCCAUCAUCUGCAGAAAAUUAUUAUUCAAGGAUUCCUGUUGUUGAUGAGGGUUCUACCUCAGCAAAGAAAUCAGGUGGCUAUAUACCAUCACUUCUUUUAGCUCCAAGAAUGGAUAAUGCUGAAACUUCAGUGCAGACACAAGAAUUAAUUAUUGGGACUAAAUCUCAACUGUGCCCAGAACCAUCUGAUGCCGUAAAUUACUCAUUUGGUACUGCGUCUGGGCCCCAGGGUACAGGUAUAACUUCGGAGAACCGAACAAGCAAUCCUAAGACAUGUAGAUUUUUUGGCUGUACAAAGGGAGCUCGAGGUGCUUCGGGGCUUUGUAUUGGACAUGGUGGUGGACAGAGAUGUCAGAAACCAGGAUGCAACAAAGGUGCCGAGAGCCGUACUGCUUAUUGUAAAGCCCAUGGUGGAGGGAAGAGGUGCCAAUACUUGGGAUGUACUAAAAGUGCCGAGGGGAAGACAGAUUAUUGCAUUGCACAUGGUGGUGGUAGGCGAUGCGGGUAUCCAGGUGGGUGUGCAAAAGCUGCUCGGGGUAAGUCAGGACUUUGCAUUAGACAUGGAGGGGGUAAGAGGUGUAGAAUAGAAGGUUGUACCCGAAGUGCUGAAGGUCAGGCUGGAUUGUGCAUCUCUCACGGGGGUGGACGCCGUUGUCAAUACCAAGGAUGUACAAAGGGUGCACAAGGGAGCACCAUGUUUUGCAAAGCACAUGGUGGUGGGAAGCGUUGCUCAUUUGCAGGGUGUACCAAAGGUGCUGAAGGAAGCACCCCACUGUGCAAGGCACAUGGUGGGGGGAAGCGCUGCCUUUUCAAUGGAGGUGGCAUUUGCCCCAAAAGUGUACAUGGAGGCACAAACUUCUGUGUUGCUCAUGGUGGUGGAAAGAGGUGUGCUGUUGCAGGUUGCACCAAGAGUGCACGUGGCCGUACGGACUGUUGUGUUAGGCAUGGUGGGGGGAAGCGGUGCAAGUCUGAAGGCUGUGGGAAGAGUGCUCAAGGGAGCACAGAUUUCUGCAAGGCCCAUGGUGGAGGAAAGCGAUGUAGUUGGGGAGAUGGAAAGUGUGAGAAGUUUGCAAGGGGAAAGAGUGGGCUCUGUGCUGCUCACAGCAGCUUGGUGCAAGAGCGGGAUAUGAACAAGGGCAGUCUCAUUGCACCGGGACUUUUCUGCGGUCUUGUACCUGCUGCUUCCACUGCCUGCAGCAGUUUUGAGAACAAUUCUUCCUCUGGAGUCAGUGUUGUGUCUGACUCCUAUGAUUCUAUGGAAACUCCACCAACUCGACAGCACCUCAUACCCAAGGAGGUGUUAGUUCCGCUCUCAAUGAAAUCACCAUCUUAUUCAAACUUCUUGACUGCCAAGAAGCCAGAUGAAGACAGAAACUGCCAGAGCUCAGCCGCAGGCUGCAGUGGUGCGCAGAAAGGUCUCGACUUUAAUCUGCCGGAGGGCAGGGUACACGGUGGCGACCUCAUGUUGUAUUUUGGAGGGAAUCUCAAAAAUGCACUUGACGGUAUCUGAAAUGGUGACUUUCAAGUUGUAGAUUCAAUUUAGGAAUUAGGGACCAUUUCCAUCAUGGAAUUGUGCAUAAAGCUUUGUGCUCUGCUUGUUCAAUAACUUGUGUAUAGUUGGGUGUUGAUUAUUAGGCUCCUAUUGUUUGUAGUGCUUCGUCCGUACAAUGGCUUUCAUUAUUCAAUGUAAGGUUGCAACCAAUGCUGUGAAAAAAUAUUCAAUUUAGCAAAACUAAUCCAUAUCUGCA